This is a messenger RNA of Sungouiella intermedia, 1608 nucleotides long. Lineage: Eukaryota; Fungi; Ascomycota; Pichiomycetes; Serinales; Metschnikowiaceae. The record is from the annotation of a GenBank genome assembly.
AUGUCUUCUCCGUCUCCGGCCUUGAGCGCAGCCUCAUAUAAUUCCGUGCUUGAUUUCAAAGCUCUCUCCCAACAGGGUUGGGUUGUACAAAAAUUCGGAGGAACUUCCGUGGGAAAAUUCCCUGAGAACAUCGUCGAUAACAUUGUCAAGGAGUUCAGUAAACAGAACCGUGUGGCCGUGGUGUGUUCUGCCAGAUCAUCCAACACCAAAAGUGAAGGCACUACUUCCAGAUUGCUUAGAGCUGCAGAUAUUGCCUCAGAGAACGGCGAUUUUACCACGCUAUUAAAGGUCAUCGAAGACGACCACGUGCAGAAUGCUAAAGACAAGAUCUCGUCCCGUGACAUUCAGGACGACUUGGUUGCAAAGUCCAAACAUGAAUUGCACAGAGCUCACGAGUUGUUGCAUGCCUCCAAGGUCAUUGGAGAAAUCAGCCCCAGAACUUUGGACAGCAUCAUGUCCGUGGGUGAAAAGUUGUCGUGUCUAUUCAUGUCUGCCUUGAUGAACGAUCGUGGUUUGAAAUCUGUAUAUGUGGACUUAUCUGAUAUCAUUCCAUUGGACUAUGACUUCACCAAAGGCUUUGAUGAUAGCUUUUACAAAUUCUUGAGCGUUGAAUUGGGCAAGAAGUCUCUCGAAUUGUCUCCUGAUGUCAUUCCUGUUUUCACUGGCUACUUCGGUACUGUCCCAGGUGGUUUACUUAAUGGUGUUGGCCGUGGUUACACUGACUUGUGCGCAGCCUUGAUUGCCGUGGGCGUUCAGGCUGAUGAGUUGCAGAUCUGGAAGGAGGUCGAUGGUAUUUUCACUGCAGACCCCAGAAAGGUGCCAAAUGCUCGUUUGUUGGAGUCUGUGACCCCUGACGAGGCCGCUGAAUUGACCUACUAUGGUUCUGAAGUUAUUCAUCCAUUUACCAUGGAGCAGGUAAUCAAGGCCAAGAUUCCUAUCCGUAUCAAGAAUGUUGACAACCCAACUGGAAAAGGCACUGUGAUCUACCCAGACAAUAUCGGCAGAAGAGGCGAAGAUACCCCUCCACAUCCUCCUGCUGCAUACGAGACGUUAUCCAACAGCUACAUCCAGUCUCAGAAGAGGAGAUCUGCCACUGCCAUCACCGCCAAGCAGGAUAUUGUGGUGAUUAACGUCCACUCCAACAAGAAGACAUUAUCGCAUGGCUUUUUGGCUCAUUUGUUCACCACCUUGGAUAAGUUCAAGCUCGUGGUUGACUUGAUCUCCACCUCUGAGGUUCACGUCUCAAUGGCCAUGCAAGUUCUGCAAGAUCAGGAGGUGAACUUGAAGAACGCUUUAAAAGAGUUGAGAAAAAUGGGUAGCGUGGACGUUACCAGAGAAAUGACCAUCAUUUCGUUGGUCGGAAAGCAGAUGGUCAACUUUAUUGGAAUUGCAGGCAACAUGUUCAAGAUCUUGGCUGAUGAGAGAAUCAACAUUGAAAUGAUCAGUCAAGGAGCCAACGAGAUCAACAUCUCUGCCGUGAUCAACGCCAAGGACACCUUGAGAGCAUUGAAGUCUAUCCACGCCGAAUUGUUGGAAGGAAACUUCGGUUUCGAUCCUCAGCAGUCUGCCACGGAUAUCCGUCUACAAGCACUCAAACUCGGUAAUUAG